Ornithodoros turicata is the source of this 2301-nucleotide messenger RNA. It is a transcript of the gene Marcal1, whose product is annotated as SWI/SNF-related matrix-associated actin-dependent regulator of chromatin subfamily A-like protein 1. Lineage: Eukaryota; Metazoa; Arthropoda; Arachnida; Ixodida; Argasidae. The transcript has a single exon. The coding region runs from base 152 to 2230 and encodes 692 amino acids. The record is from RefSeq and is a predicted model, not a curated record. Gene Ontology annotation, molecular function: ATP binding; ATP-dependent chromatin remodeler activity. Gene Ontology annotation, biological process: replication fork processing; DNA repair.
UCCACGUCUCCACGAAACGGACCACGGGCGAUGUUGUUCGCGCGUUGCUGAAACUGGUGGAUGAAUAAUGUUCGCGCUGCUAGCGUACCGUCAUUUCAACACUGUGUAUAUACAGAGUUGUCAUUGCUGUUGCUAAAGAACUUAUUUUAAGAUGAGUACCGUCCUGACAGAAGAUCAGAAGCGAAGAAUCGAAGAGAACAGGUUGAAGGCAUUGGAACGUCGAAAAGCCUCCCAAAACGCCAGAUUAGCAGCGAAUCAGGCUCAGAAUAACUUCCAGCCAUCUACAUGUAGCACAGCUAAAGCCAACAACGCGAGUUCUCAAGCUUACACAUCACAGGGCAAGCCAACUUUCUAUUCCCAGGAAUCUCGAAAUCAGCUGUCUGUUACGCCAGCAAACAGCAACAGACAGUCAACAAGUCAAAAGUCAUGCACAUCUUACACGGCCCCUAAUAUAACAAAUGCCAGCACACAAAACCAGAGUAUCUCCUCCUUUGCAAGCACAUCCAACAAAGUUACAAGUGGUUCUUGCGUUAUGAUCUCGCAUGAUAGAUUCUCUGUGGACGUUCCUUAUCAUCAGCAGAUGAUAGAGAUAUUUAGGAGUAUGCCGUCGAAAAUGUACGACGCGGAGAAAAAACGUUGGAGCUUCGCAAUAAGUGAGUACGAAAGCCUAAUGGAAAAAUUGAAACCAUUGAGACCCAGUGUUGUGCUUGGUGGAAUUCCACCGUACGUGAUAACAGCUUUGAAGUCUCGCACAGCAUCAUUUGAUGUCGACCUCAGUGGUCUGGAUAGCAAACUCAGUUCGUCACUUUUCCCCUUUCAAAGAGAAGGAGUGUGCACUGCAGUGCAGCGAGGUGGCAGAAUUUUGAUUGCCGACGAUAUGGGACUUGGCAAGACCAUUCAGGCUAUAGCUGUUGCUUCUUACUACAGGGAAGAAUGGCCUGUGUUAGUAAUAACGCCUUCCUCUGUUCGAUUCGCCUGGAAAGAAGCUUUCCUGCAAUGGGUACCGUCCUUGGCCGUCGACAACAUUACUGUUCUGUUAACGUCAACGGACGCGGUGUCAAAUCACGAAGUUGUCAUUACUAGUUACGAUCUGAUGUCCAGGAAGGCUGAAGAAAUGUGCAAUGCACAAUACAGGGUGGUAAUCUUAGACGAAAGUCAUUUUAUCAAGAACCCAAAGUCGGCUCGGACAAAAGCGUGUCAGAAGGCAAUGAAAAAAGCAAGACGAGUUAUACUCCUCACGGGGACUCCAGCCCUGUCGCGUCCCGUUGAAUUGUACACACAGAUCAGUGCAGUGGUGCCGAAAUUCUUUCCGGGAAUGCAAGAGUUUGGGAUCCGCUACUGCAAUGGCAAACUCACGUCUUGGGGUUGGGACUACAGUGGUUCUUCGAAUAUGCACGAGCUGCAACUUCUUCUCGAGAAGACGAUAAUGAUACGGAGACUGAAGUCCGACGUCAUCUCUCAGCUUCCCGCCAAACAAAGGCAGGUGGUUCUGCUGGACCCCGGUACUAUUAAGACGAGCGAUAAAGUACUGAAACACAUGGCUAAAGAGAUGCAAAAUAAGGAUAUCCAAGGCAUGCAACGCAGAGGGGUGCUGUUAACGUACUUUCGUGAAACCGGGCUUGUCAAGGCGAAAGCAAUCUGCAAGUAUAUCGAGGACCUUUUAGAAGGCGACCAAAAGUUCCUGUGUUUUGCACACCACCAGAAUGUUAUGGAUGAGAUUUGCGAGUUGCUGACCAAUAAGACAUGCAGCCACAUUCGGAUUGAUGGCAAAACUCUGCCAGAGACUCGAAAACAGCUAUGCGACAAGUUCCAGUACGAUGAGACGUGCAAAGUAGCGGUGCUCAGCAUAACGGCUGCUAACGCAGGCAUCACGCUUAGUGCAGCGAGCCUGGUGGUGUUUGCAGAGCUGUUCUGGAAUCCUGGAAUCCUCACGCAGGCUGAGGACAGGGCGCACCGGAUCGGACAACAAAACUGUGUUAUCGUACAGUACUUGGUGGCCAAGGGAACUGCGGACGACUACAUCUGGCCACUUGUGCAGAAAAAGUUGGACAUCCUUAGCAAGGCUGGCUUGAGCAAAGACAACUUUCACGAAGUCGACCUGAGAGUGAGUAAGGAGCGGGAGCAACCGACACUGGAUGACUUUCUUAAUGAUGACGCCACGUUGAUAGAUCUACUUGACGACUUUGACACUGAAAGUGAGAUUGUUGUGAAAAAGUCGAAAAUGAUGUGAGAGGUCCUGCAUGCUUUUCCACAUAUUUUAUUUUAUACAACUUUAGCAUUAAAAGAACAUUGAGAGAUGCA